This is a messenger RNA of Chelonus insularis, 2757 nucleotides long. RefSeq names its product zinc finger protein 148-like. Lineage: Eukaryota; Metazoa; Arthropoda; Insecta; Hymenoptera; Braconidae. Gene Ontology annotation, molecular function: DNA-binding transcription factor activity, RNA polymerase II-specific; RNA polymerase II cis-regulatory region sequence-specific DNA binding. Bases 238 to 1980 code for a protein of 580 amino acids. Gene Ontology annotation, biological process: regulation of transcription by RNA polymerase II. The transcript is spliced from 2 exons. The record is from RefSeq and is a predicted model, not a curated record.
AUUAUAUUCGCCGCCACAUUAUUUUGGCGGUUUGAAUCAGUUGCACGCGGCCAGUAAUAAAUAGGUGAGGUGGCGCGAGCGUGGGGUUGUUCGUGCGGGAGAAAAACUGCUAAUCAGGAUUGGAAGAAAGGUAGCGAUUAUUACCUUGUGAUCAGUUAAGUUAACGUAAUAAGUGAGUGAUAAUAGUCAAUUGUGAGAACAAAAUUUGUUCUGAUUGUAACUGAUUGAGAGAAAGGGAUGGAGAUGCACACGCCACAGCGGGAAUCUCAUUCAUCAGCAGCCGACGCGAUGCCAAGAAGCCCACCAAUGUGCGACACAAUGCUUUAUCCUUGGAAUUGGGGUGAAGAGGCAAGAAAUGUUAAUUUGAGUCCCGGGAGCUCGUGUUCAUCACCAGAGUACAGGGAUCAUGGCAUGGCGUCCAUCAAAGCCGGCCCGGGAACACGAUCAGCGGGCUCUGAAAGUCAUCGACGAGGUCGACCGCGUGCUGAUGCUUUGACAAAUUUAAUGAUGCAAGGAAGCACAUCACCAAGCAGUAUCAAAUGUACAUUUUGCAACCGAGUAUUUCCAAGAGAGAAAAGUCUUCAAGCUCAUUUACGUACACACACAGGAGAACGACCUUAUCCGUGUGAUUAUCCAGGCUGUACAAAGGCAUUUACACAAUCUGGGCAACUCAAGACUCAUCAACGAUUGCACACUGGAGAAAAACCAUUUUUAUGCACUGGUCCAGGAUGUGAAAUGAGAUUUACUCACGCUAAUAGACAUUGUCCUGAUCAUCCUUACGCAACACUCACUCGUUCUGAUGAUUUUGUACUUAAACCAGUGUCUGGUAAUACGGAACUACCUCACGACGUCACAAGGUGGUUAGAAAGAUAUAAAAUGGCUCGCGAACGAGAAGAUAGAACACCGACUGGUAAAGAUCGAAAGAAAAAACCGUGGAAAAGUAGUUCAGAAAAUCACAAAAGAAUUAAAUCAAGAAAAGGUUUAAUGAUGGAUUCUUCUGGAGAACAAGAAAACUUGGAACGUAACUCUUCUAAUCAACGAGUUUAUUGCAGUGAAAGUCAAGAUAGCCAAGAAGAUAGUCAAGAUGAUGAAGGUACAGAAGCUUGUGCAGUUCUACAACAUUCAGAAGAUGAAGAGAGUACCUCAAAACUUGCCGUUACUCCUGUGCGUCGAAUGUUUGAUAGACUUCAGCCAAAGAAACGAUGGCUUAGAGAGGCAUGUUUGGAGCAACAGUUGGCUAAACCCCUUCGAUGGGAUACUCAAUCUAAUAGUACUUCUGUUAAUUCAACUGACAACAUUGAUUUUCUGAACGAGAAGAGUGUGGAGAAGCAUGAAGAAGGUUUUUACGAUAGUAAACCACUGAACUGGGACAUGGCUUCACCUAAAAGUAGAUCUGAAAGGGUUGGUAUUAAUGUAGCUAAAGAAUUAGUUUUCGAUGAGACCAAUAUAGAAUCUAGAGUACAUUGGGAUUCUCAUCAAAUUAUUGGAACUAAUGCUGAGGGUACACCAGCAUCUGUAGCAAGUGAGAUGAAUUGUCCCCAGCUUAGUAAUACAAAUAUAUCAGAACUGUCUUGGAAUAGAGAGAGUAUUAGAGAUAAUCAAAUAUUUACCGAAGUUCCUAAAGGACUCGAAGAUGAUCAAGGAAGAAUGGCUGUUAAUAGGAACGUGGAGAAUGAAAAAAGGCCCACUGUUCUUAUGUUAGCUGGUAGUUAUAAUUUAAAUUCUUCAAAUCAUGAGUCAAUUCGUAAUGUUCAACAAAAAGUAAGUAAUGACUCUAGUGCUAAAGUUUUGGUUGUAAAGCAAGAAGAAAAUGUCAUUAAUCCACCGCUACCAGAAGAUAAUCAAAAAUGGCUAGGAGCAUUAGCAUUGAUGGAACUUGCUAAAACUCAAGAAGAAGCCGCCGCUGUCAAAGCUUUGAAUCCUGAAAAGGAUAUUGAUCCCCAGGCUGUUCACUCCGACUUUAAUUAUACUCAUCUUUAGACUGUGAUUUCUACUUUUCUAAGAAAACUAUUUAGAUUAAUACAGCAGUGCGAGGUUGAUUUUUCAUUUUUUUCUUUCUCUUGUUGCAAUCUUUAUCGUGUUUACAAAGUGUUAUAAUUGAAAAUCUUCCAAAGAGAGCGAUACAAUGUUUUUCAUUGACAGCUCUCCUGAAGUUAUGUUCUACUGAAAAAAAGUUAACGACAAAGUUUGUAAAUAAAAAGAAGAAAUAAUUGAUAACUUUUUUUAAUGUUGAAUAUUCUUUUUUUUUUUUGCAUUUCAGUGAAAUGAAAAAAUAUUAUUGAUAAAUAUUAAUAUGAUUAAAAACAUUUUGGAGCUUCCAAUAACACAUAUUUAUGGCUGUAACUGAAAGUUAAUUACUUAAUACUUAUGUUGAGUUGUGAUAAAUCUUUUUCUGGAAAAAGUACGAUAAUGUUUUUUUUUUUUUUGAAUUAUUUCAAAACGCUAUGUUCAAUUAAAGAUUUUUUUUUAUUUCAUUACAAAAAAAUAAAUGCAUGCAUAAUUUAUUCAUUCAUUCCAAAGAUGGCAAUUUUUUUAUUUUUGUUUAUUAAAAUUCCAAGAAAUAAAAAUAUUUGGAUUUAGUUCUCUAGUGCCUUAAAAGCAGUAUCGUACGAUCACAUUAAUAAAUAUAAAUUUAUUAGUUUUCACAAAAGCUAAAUAAAAGCCACGAUUCUCGCCCUAUUAUUACCAUUUAGUUAUUUAUUAUGAAGAAUAAUAGCGUUUGAAAUGGAAAACUGUGUGAUAUUUAAAUAGUAAUAA